CUUUUAAACUUGUUUACAUUUCUAUGUUUAUCUUUCUGUUUGUAGUUUUUUAAAGAAAAAUUUUCUUCUUUCCACUUUUGGGGUUGUUUUCCUAUGUCUAUUUCAUAGGACUCAAAUCUGAAAUGAGGAAUCAGUCAAGAGAGAUGGAGUUCAUUCUCCUAGGACUGACCGAUGACCCACAACUGCAAAUUGUGAUUUUUGUAUUUCUCUUUCUAAAUUAUGUGUUGAGUGUAAUGGGGAACUUAUCCAUCAUCCUCCUUACCUUGCUAGAUCCCCGCCUCAAGACUCCCAUGUAUUUUUUCCUCCGAAAUUUCUCCUUCUUGGAAGCUUCAUUGACAACAGUCUGUAUUCCCAGAUUCCUGAUAAGCAUCGUGACUAAAAACAAAACGAUAUCCUAUGACAGUUGCGCAUCUCAGUUAUUCUUUUUCCUCUUAUUAGAAAUUACAGAAUUUUACCUACUGGCUGCCAUGUCUUUUGACCGUUAUGUAGCAAUCUGCAAACCCCUACAUUACCCAGUGAUUAUGAACAACAAAGUGUGUUACCAACUUCUAUUCAGUUCAUGGACAUCAGGCUUUCUAUUUACAUUUCCACCAUUGGCCUUGGGACUGACAUUGGAAUUCUGUGCUUCCAGAGUAAUUGAUCAUUUCAUGUGUGACAUUUCCCCUGUGCUGCAGCUUUCUUGCACUGACACUCGUUUCCUGGAAUUAUUUUCAUUUGUCUUAGCUAUUUUAACCCUCCUGGUCACACUGCUGUUAGUGAUUCUUUCUUACACAUAUAUUAUCAAGACCAUUCUAAAAAUCCCCUCUGCUCAGAAAAGAACAAAGGCUUUUUCUACUUGUUCUUCUCAUAUAAUUGUGGUCUCCCUUACUUACGGUAGCUGUAUCUUUAAUUACAUAAAACCAACAGCAAAGGAAAGGGUGACUUUAUCCAAAGGUGUAACUGUUAUCUAUACCUCAGUUGCCCCUUUAUUAAACCCUUUCAUUUACACUCUAAGAAACCAGCAAGUGAAACAAGCCUUCAAAGAUAUACUCCAAAAGACUUUCUCUUUUUUCAAAAAAUGAAAAGAAACUUUAAUUUUUAAAUCUUGGAGAAAAAAGUAAAUAGAAAUGUUUACUCAUUUCAUAAAUUAACUUAAUCUGCCCUUCAAUUAGUUAACCUGAUAAUAUUUUAACCAGAGCUUUCAGCACAAUACAUCUAUCCUUUCCUGUUUCUCUUUAUGAUUAGCAUUCCUUUCUGUGCCUCAGCAGGAGUCCUCUCUUUAGUUAACAACACAAAUGUUAAAUUUCAUUUACUUUACAAAACAUGGUACUGACCUCCUCAAAAAAAAAAAAACGUAUUAGAUAUUCAUCAU
Molecule: messenger RNA, 1351 nt
Organism: Panthera uncia (snow leopard)
Lineage: Eukaryota; Metazoa; Chordata; Mammalia; Carnivora; Felidae
Product: olfactory receptor 6C6-like
Exons: 1
Coding region: 123-1061 (312 amino acids)
Biological process (GO): G protein-coupled receptor signaling pathway
Cellular component (GO): membrane
Molecular function (GO): G protein-coupled receptor activity; olfactory receptor activity
Source: RefSeq, a predicted model, not a curated record